AUGACGGACGCGAGCCUACACAACGUUCCUAUUGUCAUAGAUAAUGGCAGCGGCACGAUACGAGCCGGAUUCGCUGGCGAAGAAAUCCCAUCAUGUUAUUUUCCGUCAUUCGUCGGCCGACCCAAACACCCGCGAGUUAUGGCAGGUGGUCUAGAGGGUGAUGUUUUCAUUGGGCAAAAGGCACAGGACUUGAGAGGGCUUCUCAAGAUUCGGUACCCCUUAGAACACGGCAUUGUUACGGACUGGGAUGACAUGGAGAAAAUAUGGCACCACGUGUAUGAGAGCGAACUGAAGACACUGCCCGAAGAGCAUCCGGUGCUCUUGACUGAGCCGCCGUUGAAUCCCAGGAAAAACAGAGAUAUUGCGGCCCAGAUAAUGUUUGAAACGUUUAAUAUUCCAGCUCUUUACACCUCGAUUCAAGCGGUACUUUCGCUCUAUGCUUCUGGUCGAACGACCGGUGUGGUGUUGGACUCGGGCGAUGGCGUGUCACAUGCGGUACCCGUGUAUGAAGGAUUUGCGGUACCAAACAGUAUUCGAAGAAUAGAUGUUGCUGGACGAGAUGUGACGGAACAAAUGCAAUUGUUGUUGCGAAAGAAUGGCUAUGUUCUGCAUACGAGCGCUGAGAAGGAGGUGGUGCGCAUGAUCAAAGAAAAGGUUUGCUAUGUGUCAUUGGAUCCGAAGAAGGAAGAGAAGGAAUGGAUCAAUAGCUAUCACAAGUCUGAGUCCAAAACUGUUGAAUACGUUCUUCCGGACGGACACAAGAUGAAGAUUGGCCAAGAACGUUAUCGUGCUCCUGAGAUUUUGUUCGACCCCGAGAUUAUCGGCAUGGAGUAUCCGGGAGUUCACCAAAUUGUGCAGGAUGCAAUUACUCGCACCGAUCUCGACCUCCGAAAAGCUCUCUAUCUCAACAUCGUUCUGUCAGGAGGCACGACGUUAUGCAAGAAUUUCCCCGAUCGGUUAAUGCGAGAGAUCAAGAGACUGGCCGUUGAAGAUAUGAAGAUUCGUAUUUCUGCGCCUGCGGAGCGUAAAUACACUACAUGGAUUGGAGGAGGUAUUUUGGCAGGCUUGAGUACAUUUAGAAAGAUGUGGGUAAGCGCCGAUGAAUGGCACGAAGACCCGGAGAUCAUACACCGCAAGUUCGCAUAGUCAAUUGAGCGAUGAGAUUGAUCAGAGACUCUGAACCAUCGUUCAACGAGGUAGACGGUGAUAGCGGAAUAUAUUCACAAAUUUUUAUUGAGGAGGGGCGCUGCUAGGGCUCCUUGUGAUACCCCAUUGUUCUUUUUUUUUUCUUGCAUUUGGUGUGUAAGGUUCGAUAUUUUAUACGGGAG
This is a messenger RNA of Talaromyces stipitatus ATCC 10500, 1328 nucleotides long. RefSeq names its product actin-related protein ArpA. The transcript has 3 exons. NCBI's taxonomy places the organism in Eukaryota, Fungi, Ascomycota, Eurotiomycetes, Eurotiales, Trichocomaceae. The record is from RefSeq and is a predicted model, not a curated record. The coding region runs from base 1 to 1146 and encodes 381 amino acids.